AGUCGUCUCCGUGCUCCUUCCGACGAGUUUUCCAAUUCACCUCAGUCAGUCCACCUUCCUUCUCUCUCUCUCUCUCUCUCUCUCUAUAUAUAUAUAUAUAUGUGACAAAGGCAUUUUCGGUUUUGAAUUUGGAGCUGAUCUUCUCGAAGAUACCCCUUCUAUUAUUGUCGCAGCGUUAGAUCCGAACGGUGUCACGGCGACGGAGGAUCUAGGAUUGGGAGCUCAAGAGUUUUCUCUCUCUCUCUCUCUCUCUCGUUGUAUGUGCGUGUGCGUGUGCGUGUGAGAGUGGAUCUGAGCGGCGAUGGCGUUGUCAGGCAUGCGAGGGCUCUCCGUUUUCAUCAGCGACGUCCGCAAUUGCCAGAACAAAGAGCAGGAACGCCUCCGUGUCGACAAGGAGCUCGGAAACAUCCGUACACGCUUCAAGAACGAGAAGGGCUUAUCACCUUAUGAGAAGAAAAAAUAUGUUUGGAAAAUGCUCUACAUUUACAUGCUUGGUUAUGAUGUGGAUUUUGGUCACAUGGAAGCUGUUUCUCUAAUAUCUGCUCCAAAGUAUCCCGAAAAGCAGGUUGGGUACAUUGUGACAUCAAGUUUACUAAAUGAGAACCAUGAUUUUUUGAGACUGGCAAUAAACACUGUGCGCAAUGAUAUUAUUGGUCGCAAUGAAACUUUCCAGUGUUUGGCAUUGACCAUGGUUGGCAACAUUGGUGGUAGAGAUUUUUCGGAGUCGUUAGCGCCUGAUGUUCAAAAGUUACUUAUCUCUAGCAGCUGCAGACCGCUUGUGAGGAAGAAAGCUGCACUUUGUCUGCUGCGCUUGUUUAGGAAAAAUCCUGAUGUUGUCAAUGUAGAUGGCUGGGCGGAUCGGAUGGCACAGCUAUUAGAUGAACGUGAUCUUGGUGUCCUGACAUCAUCUAUGAGCCUUCUGGUUUCCCUAGUAUCAAACAACCAUGAAGCAUAUUGGAGUUGUCUUCCAAAAUGCGUUAAAACAUUAGAGAGGCUUGCCAGGAACCAGGAUAUUCCCCAAGAGUACACUUACUAUGGUAUCCCAUCUCCCUGGCUUCAGGUUAAGACAAUGAGGGCUCUUCAGUAUUUUCCAACCAUUGAAGAUCCAAACACCAGAAGAUCGUUGUUUGAGGUCUUACAACGGAUAUUAAUGGGGACUGAUGUUGUUAAAAAUGUAAAUAAGAACAAUGCAUCACAUGCUGUUCUGUUUGAGGCUCUUGCUCUAGUCAUGCAUCUUGAUGCUGAAAAAGAGAUGAUGUCUCAAUGUGUUGCCCUUCUUGGAAAGUUUAUUGCUGUGCGUGAACCAAAUAUUCGAUAUCUUGGCUUGGAAAAUAUGACCCGGAUGUUGUUGGUAACAGAUGUGCAAGAUAUCAUCAAAAGGCAUCAGGCUCAGAUCAUAACCUCAUUGAAGGAUCCCGACAUCAGUAUUCGUAGACGCGCUCUUGAUUUGCUUUAUGGUAUGUGCGAUGUUACAAAUGCAAAGGACAUAGUUGAAGAAUUAUUGCAGUAUCUCAGUACGGCAGAAUUUGCGAUGCGUGAGGAAUUAUCACUUAAAGCUGCUAUUCUUGCAGAGAAGUUUGCCCCGGAUUUGUCAUGGUACGUGGAUGUGAUUCUUCAAUUGAUUGAUAAAGCUGGAGAUUUUGUUAGCGAUGACAUAUGGUUUCGUGUUGUGCAGUUUGUUACAAACAAUGAAGACCUACAGCCUUAUGCAGCAGCAAAAGCGAGAGACUAUCUUGACAAGCCUGCUAUACAUGAGACAAUGGUGAAGGUCAGUGCGUAUCUCCUUGGAGAAUUUGGCCACCUUUUGGCCAGACGGCCUGGGUGUAGUCCUAAGGAAUUAUUUAGCAUCUUACACGAGAAACUUCCUACUGUAUCGUCUUCUACCAUUCCCAUUCUCCUUUCAACAUAUGCCAAGAUUUUAAUGCACACCCAACCCCCAGACCCAGAGCUGCAGAAUCAGAUUUGGGGAAUAUUUAACAAAUAUGAGAGUUGCAUUGAUGCUGAAAUACAACAACGAGCUGUUGAAUAUUUUGCGUUGAGUAGGAAAGGUGCAGCUCUAGUGGAUAUAUUGGCUGAAAUGCCCAAAUUCCCUGAGCGACAGUCCGCUUUGAUCAAGAAGGCUGAGGAUACUGAAGUUGAUACUGCAGAACAAAGUGCUAUAAAAUUGCGGGCCCAGCAGCAAACAUCAAGUGCUCUGGUUGUGACUGACCAGCGUCCUGCUAAUGGGACACCAUCCAGCACCCAGCUUGGUCUGGUAAAGGUGCCCAGCAUGAGCAGUAACGUGGAUCAGAGUUUAGCAGAGCAAGGAUUGUCCCAUGAGAAUGGGACUUUGAGUAUAGUAGAUCCCCAACCUCCUUCAGCCGAUCUCCUUGGUGAUCUCUUGGGUCCACUGGCUAUUGAAGGCCCUCCCAGUAGUGAUGUCCAGUCUCAACAAAAUAUAGUCUCCGGAUUGGAAGAUGUUCCAAAUGCAGUGGAAGCCACAGCCAUUGUACCUGUUGGAGAGCAGACAAAUUCGGUUCAGCCAAUAGGAAAUAUUGCUGAAAGGUUUCAUGCUUUGUGCUUGAAGGAUAGUGGCAUUCUGUACGAGGAUCCUCAUAUCCAGAUUGGCAUUAAAGGAGAGUGGCGAGCACAUCAAGGGCGACUUGUUCUUUUCUUGGGAAACAAGAAUACUUCUCCCCUUGUUUCUGUUCAGGCUAUAAUAUUACCUCCGUCCCAUUUAAAAAUGGAGCUCUCAUUAGUACCGGAAACCAUUCCUCCCAGAGCUCAGGUUCAAUGUCCACUUGAAGUUAUGAAUCUCCGCCCUAGUAGGGAUGUAGCAGUUCUUGAUUUCUCUUACAAGUUUGGUAACAAUAUGGCCAAUGUCAAGCUUCGCCUUCCUGCAGUCUUGAAUAAAUUUCUUCAGCCUAUACCAGUGUCGGCAGAAGAGUUUUUCCCUCAAUGGAGAUCACUUUCAGGACCGCCUUUGAAGCUCCAAGAAGUGGUUAGAGGCGUAAGACCAAUGCCUCUCAUGGACAUGGCAAAUCUAUUUAACAGUCUCCGGUUGAUGGUUUGUCCAGGGCUUGACCCAAAUGCAAACAAUCUUGUUGCAAGCACUACAUUCUACUCAGAAAGUACACAGCCCAUGCUCUGCUUGGUUAGAAUUGAAACUGAUCCAGCAGACAGGACACAGUUGCGAAUGACAGUUGCGUCAGGGGACCCAACAUUAACGUUUGAGUUGAAGGAGUUCAUCAAGGAACAAUUAGUUAGCAUUCCUACGGCGGCAUCCUAUGCUCCAAUGCCAGCACCUCCAGUACCUCAGCCAACUACUCCACCAGCAGCAGCAGCAUUAACAGAUCCAGGGGCUAUGCUUGCUGGUUUACUGUGAUAAAGGUGAAGGUGAGUGACAGUGUGAGGAUUUGUUCAUUAUACACAUGUAAACCUGAUUUAUACGGCCGGGCCACCCAUAUGUGCCUCGAGUUAGAGUGGUGGAUGAAGAAAUCAAGAUGCAAGGGCUGGCGGAAUUAGGGGUGAGAUAAUUGAGCAGCCGGCUGAGUGUUUGAGUGGGAUUUUCAUGGGUCGGUCCGUCGGGGAUUAAGAGAUUCUUUCUGCACAAAGUAAUUGUGCCUUGGCGAGAUUUUUCUCUUUUGGGGUGAGGGUCUUUUAUUGUUAUUAUCAUUUAUUAAUCUUGAUUUUUUUCCCCUUCCCAGUGUCGCUGGAUUGGUUUCUGUAGCAUAAUAUUUGAGUGCAUGUAAAAGAUAUUGCAAGUAGAACCGGUUGUAACAGUUUGCUUUUGUUUGUUAGUCCAUAGUAAUAUUUUCGAUAGAGCAAUUACUGGAGGGUA
Messenger RNA from Juglans regia (Persian walnut), 3820 nucleotides. RefSeq names its product AP-2 complex subunit alpha-1-like. Gene Ontology annotation, cellular component: AP-2 adaptor complex; membrane coat. The record is from RefSeq and is a predicted model, not a curated record. The coding region runs from base 302 to 3364 and encodes 1020 amino acids. Lineage: Eukaryota; Viridiplantae; Streptophyta; Magnoliopsida; Fagales; Juglandaceae. The transcript has 27 exons. Gene Ontology annotation, molecular function: clathrin-cargo adaptor activity. Gene Ontology annotation, biological process: clathrin-dependent endocytosis; intracellular protein transport.